This is a messenger RNA of Anguilla rostrata (American eel), 5452 nucleotides long. RefSeq names its product transmembrane 6 superfamily member 1-like. Bases 708 to 1697 code for a protein of 329 amino acids. The record is from RefSeq and is a predicted model, not a curated record. Lineage: Eukaryota; Metazoa; Chordata; Actinopteri; Anguilliformes; Anguillidae. Gene Ontology annotation, cellular component: lysosomal membrane. The transcript has 10 exons.
UUAGGUUAUUUAGAUGAUUGAGUAACUAGGAGGGGGGGGGGAUUACUUUUUCAUAUGGAUGUUUGAUAAAUUUUUAAAUUAAAUAAAUUAAAUAAUCAUUUUGAAAAUAUGUUUACUCUGUUUGCCUUUGCAUAAUAUGACAUUUUAUCGAAAGAUCCGAAGUGUGACAAACAUGCGAUAAUACAAUUUGAAUGAAUGAAUGAAUGAAUGAAUGAGAUCAGUUAUAGCCUAGAAUACCCUAAACAUAUGAUAGCCUAUAUUUAAGCAGUAAAACAUUUUAAAGGAACAGUAGGUCGAAUACAAUGACAGAAUCGACAGCGUGUUUAGCCUAAUUAUAGGCGCUUGCUAGAAAUUAUUUGCGAUCCGGGUUGUUAGCAUUCAGAUGUUUGACGUCGUGUUUUUGUUGGUUCUGACAGGGCUAAAUUUAUACCUCUCUGUAUUAGAAUCAUGUUCAGGAAUGUGAAGACUCAGAUGUCACACAGUACUGACCAAGCUGGACAGCGAUAACCUUUUCUAGUAUAGCAGAGGGCACGCAUGCCAGACCUAACUCGAGCGCUAUUGGGAGGCUAAACACUGCACACAAACACUUGAUUGGUAAUAAUCAGUGUUCCUCUGAUCUCUACCCCGCCUCAAUGUGCACGGGACGAAAACGUUUUCACGGUUUGAACACCGGUGUCUUUCACGGAAAUGUCCGAAUGAGAUAGGCAAUGGGAGCAACACGAAAGACAGUGAUGAACGCGUCAGCUGGAACCGGAGUUUUUGUAUUGUCCAUGCUGUCAAUACCCAUCUCAUACAUCUUUAACUUUUUAGUUUAUGCAAACAGCACCGAAGCACUUGUUGUGGCAGGGGCGUUAAUUUUACUUGUCAUCGCAACGUCGGCUCGCAUUUUGUUAAGGAAAAAGCUACCUAAAGAUCCUCUUUUCUAUGUUUACGCAAUAUAUGCAUUCUUUAGUGUGGUGAACCUCAUCAUAGGACUUGAGCAAGAUGGUAUCAUAGAUGGAUUUAUGACCUUUUACUUAAAAGAGGCAGACCCUUACAUCAACACAGCACACGGACAUAUGAUUUCCUACUGGGAUGGCUGUGCACAUUAUCUCAUGUACUUGCUGAUGGUUGCAGCAAUAACCUGGGGGGCAAGUUACAGAGCUAUUGGCCUCUACUGGGUGGGAUCCUUCCUAAUGCGCAUAAUAGUCUACAUUCCUGGCAAUGUUGUUGGAAAGUAUGGGACCCAGCUGAGCCCCCUGUUCUUUGUACACUCAUUGUACAUCCUGAUCUCCGUGUGGGCAUGUUUUCGUGUCUUCAGCCAGCCACCCACACAGGAAGCACUGUCCACGAGCAUCCAGGAAGUCCAUAAGCAGAGUCUGAUGCAAAGACCGCUGGAUUUCAUCUUUGCCAUCUACCUCAUCCUUGCCAGUGCUUUCUGCAUCUUCAGAGGUUUGGUUGCACUGGACUGUCCAACCCAGUGGUGUCAGGAGUACGUCCAGCGCUGUGAGCCUUACCUGAAAGACCCUUCGGCCUAUCCAAAAAUCCAGAUGUUGGCAAACAUGUUUUACUCUGUGCCGUACUACACGAUAAUGCUCUAUGGACUGGUCGUCCCAGGCUGUGACUGGAUUCCUGACCUGACACUGGUACACUCCGGAGCAGUAGCACAAGUGGUUUCUCGAAAUGCCGCAGUGAGUGAGCCAGUGUUCCAUGAAUGAGAGGAGCCAGCUCAGCGGAGAUAUCGCUACCCCCAGAGGGCAGGGCUGCUCUGCGAGGUGUGGCUCGCCCUCCUCGUUGUCUCCACAGGAAGAGCUCUGGGGCCACAGGCAAUCUUCCCACUGACCACAGAGAGGUGGAGCGCUCCAUUCAGCUGUACUGAACUGAUGUCAGAACAGCGGACCGUAUGUCUGCGCUGGCAUUGUUUCAGCCAGGCAAGUGUUAUGCAGCUGAAUCAUAUCUGUUCCUUCCCCAGCAGACCUGUUCUUCGGCAAAAGGCUAAGGGGACAACUCAACAACAGACAACGUGGCCUCACAGAAUCUACAGAUAGAUUUUUAAAAAAUGAAUCCACUCUUUCUUUUUCAUGUCAAAUCUCCCUGUAAGCAGCAGCAAUGAAGCUGAAAAACCAAAAAUUACAUUUUAACACAGUAGACCUACAUGUGGUCAUUCAUAAGUUAUUGUAGUUUUGUGGUCCAAGUGAAAAAUUGAACGUUUGUGUUGUAGCAUAACUUUGUCAUGUUUUUUUUUCCUAUACUGGUGCUCUUUUGUCAUAUAGUUUUUUUUCUCAGAAUACACCACUAUGAAACAGAAAAGACUGUGAAAAUACAAAUUAUGCCUGUCUAAGAACAUAUCUGUGUCCACUGCAUUUAACAUCAGCUCUGCUUCUUUAAAAUACAAAAACAUAUGAUAUUACAAUUGUCACUUAAUUUUUGGCCUGGUUUAAAUGGCAACUAUUUGGUGCCAUUUAAAAUUUUGCUGCAGCACAGAACAAGCAAUAAUUCAUAGCAUGAAACUAAUAGUGCAGCGAAAAUAACUUAAAGAACAAAAUUCAAUUGAUAUAGAUUUUUCUUUUACUUUUUCAAUACACAUAGAUCAUAAGUAGAUUUUAAAACAUUUGUACGACUUUUUAAUUUAUUUAAUUUUUUUCCCAGAAUUACCACCAUGCUGAACUAAGAAUUGUGAGUUAAUCAUUAUGGAACCUCUUCUAUUCCAAUCAUACAUGCUAAGCCUUAAAGUUCUUUUUGUCCCUGUUCUAGGUCAUCAAUAAUGCAUGUUGAGCGUGCAUUUUUAAUUCUGACACACUUGGAGUAACCUUCAAGCACAUGCAGUCAACAGCAAAAAGGGGCCACUUUUUAAUCAAAUCUGACUCGUGCUUGAGUUUAAUUACCAGAAAUACUUUAAUGUAGACUUCCCUGCACCAGCGAAGCACCUGAUUUUCAUUUAAAAGAAUGAAGUGACGUGUGGAACCUUGUGUCUUAAAGCAGCCAAAUCCCAUCAUUAUCAGACACAAAACGAACAUGGUCCAAUUAAUAUAAUCCCAUUACACACACACUGUUCCUUUGCUGUUGCGUCUAAUAUACAUCUCAAUCAGUUCCAGUGGACACAGAGAGGUGGAAAUGCCACCAUUCCCGGUUUGCAGCAAUUUUUCUUAAUUAGCUAUUCAUUACAUGAACUUGAACCGGAACAUUUUUUAUCUUUCAUCCCCUGUGAAGUCAAUCUGACAAGCCAUUUCAAAGGACUCAAAGCUUCUUAUGAACACAGCACACCCCUUGCAUUUCUGUACAUUCAUUCCAGUUUGUUUUUCUAAUAUGUAAUAAUACAAGUUAGCUGUAUAAGCUGCAAUGUCAUGUUAAAAUUGAAGCAAGCAAAAAAAAAAUACAUACAAUUGAAUAUUGAAGAUUUGAGGCUUUAAUUUUGAAAUCAGAGGGGAAAAUCCCCCACCAUGACAGGUAUGUUUUAUUUAAUGAGGCAGCAUAAUUUAUUUCAGUUAAUGUAUUCAAAUUAUUUUUAUUCUCGUAGCCCAUAGUAGAAUACAAAUCUGACUUACAGUCAGAAGAGCCAACAUGAUGCCAUUUUUAAUGCCUAUUAAAAAAUGCUCUCAAGCCUAAACCCCUCUUUGAGAACUUUGGUAAACAAGACACAACUAUUUGCCAUUUGAACAAUACCCUAGAUCUCUGCUGCUGACAGAGACAGAAGCUCACUCUUGAAAUGCUCUCAGAAGGUGCAUAAGACACUUACACAUCCCUUAGCUGCAGUCCCCCUUUGAUAGAUGAGAGGGAGUGAAUGAAAGACUGACAACUGCAAAUACACUUUCCUUCAGCAAGCGACAUAAGGUUCAGAGCAGCCAUUAGCAUUUAAACGAAUUCUACCAAGUACCGUUAACGUAAUGGAUUCCAUCAGCGUAUCAUGACUAAGUGUUGGUAUUUAUAUGAUGAAUGUUCAGCCUGCCACGCCAUCUUAAAACAAUAUGCUUUCACAACAAGGAUGUACCAGGAAUUAAUGGACUCCAUAUGUCCAGCUUUUGAUUUGCUCAAAGUAAGAGGGUGACACAAAAUCGGUUGUUGCUUUGUCAUCAGAUAUUUUAAUAUUUUAAUGUCUUGAGCAAAGUAAUGCAUUUCCCAGCUAGUUAGCUUCCAUCGGAAAAGCUCAUAGCUCCUAUAUCACUGAGAAUGUGGUGGGGAAGAAAAAAAUAUUAAUGGAAAAAUCUUUUUUUGUAAUCUUUAUUUUUUUGUUUCCCUGCUAAUACUGUCACUCAGCUCCUGGGUAUUGUGUUCUACAGCCUGAGAAAUGUGAAGCAGAUGUGUGCAGAGAUUCUCUCUAAGAGGAUCCGCUCUCAGCUCCUUAAAAGAUUUUUUUUCCCUCACUGUAAUGUCUAACAUUUUAAAUAAAAAAAAUCCUCAAUAUUUUUCUCAAGGCAUUGUGAUUAGCACAAAAAAUACUUCAACCAAUAACUCUAGACAGCCACAAAUUAAUAUAUUAUUACAAAAAAAAACUUUGACCAUGUUAAAAAAAAAAAAAAUCUGUGUAACCGAGAAAGCCAGAUUCAUCGAAAAAAACUGUGAACAGUGAAAAUGGCUUUGAGUGCGUUCAAUUCUAUAAUUAUAACGGAAUAUAAUGAUGUCAAAUGCAUUCCAACAUGCAUUCCAUUUUGCAGAUCUGACACUCAGUCUCAUCCUAGGGUCAAUCUGCUAAGCAGUAAAGCAGUUACGCAUUUACAGUAUUGUCCUACCCAUUCCACAACAACAAAAAUCUCAAGACCCGUCUACAAGAAAUGUCAGAGUUAAAAUAUAGGUAGACCAUCAUGUGCACGAGUAGUCAGAGAAAAAUAUAUAAUCACAUUUUACUUGAAUGGAUAUGUUAAGAAGUGGUCUUUAAGCUUUAGAAAUUGUACUCUUUCUUAUAUUGAAUUGAUUUCAUACUGGCUCCCUUGCGGUUGGAAGACAGCCUAAAUGUAGUGUAUCUUCAGUGUAACUGCUCUGUAAUUGUAGUUUCUGUGUGUCUAAUGUGUGCUUACAAUGCAGUAAAUCUGCACUUUCACCACCGUUUGCAGUCAUUUGUUCCAAUUAAAUGCUCCUUGGCUGUAGUUAAAAUGAAGCCAGGUUCUCCAGGAGGGCUAGCUAACACAGUCUGAACAAGCAAGCCAGGGGAGUCUGAGAAAGUCACAGCAUACCACGAAGACCAGACCUAAGUGAUAACAUGCGUCUGUAGGCGGGAGGAUUUCUGGUGUAAGCCAUCCACCAGACAUAUGGCUCAAACACUGGCUUGCACAGCUAACACCCACAGAGGGGAAAACACAGGACAGGAAAAAGUGGUAAUGCUCAACAAGAACACAUCAGCACCACACAAGGACCACACCUUCAAGGAGUGAGAAAGGCAAUGACACAUAUGGGUCUAAAACAAUGCUUGCACAUUUUCUCUCAUUCCUUUCUGUGCACAAUAUCUCAGCCAAUUAAACUCAAUUCCCUUAACAUGUGU